AGCAUCGGCAAACAUGUGAAGAGACAACAGACGAAUUUUAAUUAAAUGUACGCAUUUUAAGUAAUCCAAAAUACAGCUACUAAGGCUUGAUCCUAAAUCAAUUAGAAACAGAUCUACGUAAAUGCCAAAAAGAUCAACCAAGAAGGGUUGCUGUUAUUGUUUAAACUUUAGACUGCAAUGCCUCGGGCGUCGAAAGCGGUAGGUACAGAAGUAUUGGUAAACGGUAAGAUCUUGCAUCGAAGAAUUUACAUCAUUGUUCUCAUAACCUCACAAGGCUUGCUGAUCAUUCAGUUAAAAUUGGAUUUGUUUUCGAACAAAUCACCUAGUUUUGUCGAUCGUCCCCACCGAAAAUUAAUUUUACCCUUCUCGUAAACCACAAAUCAUCCAAAUAGUUUCUUUAAAUGUUCCAUGGGACGCACAAUGUAUUUAGCUUGAAAAUGGUUGCCUUGCUACUCAAUUGACUCAAUUCUUUGGCUUUUUUUGAAUAUUAAUCAAUCAUUUUAAUUAAUUAGUUAAUUACGUUGAGUGCAGCGGAGAUAAAAUGCUAUUUAUACUGCUUGCUUUUAAUUUAGUUUCAUGAUUACAAUAAAGCAAUUGUGCCGGUGUAAUCUCGCAUAUUUACAAAUUUGCGCCUUAUUAGGCUCUGUGAAAAUGGCUAAAAAUUAUUAUUCAAUUGUUAAAGAAAUCAUUGAGCUUUAAUAAUUGUUGUUUACACCUGUUUCGAGAAAGUUUGUCCUACACGAGUGUAAAGGCGUGCGCGACAAAAUCGAAAGGUAUUAUGGGUAAUGGUAGUUAGCGUUGCUUGAUUGAGGCCCCGUCCACACCACCGCGGUCGGAGAAAUUGGAAAACGCAGCUUUUUAAUAUUCCUGCGGUUAGGCGGACCGUCCGCACUAAUCUGUGACGAAAACGGAGCCUUGCGUUUUAUUGCGGACGGAGAACAUUUUGGAAACGAGCUUUUCGAAAACGAUGACAUCCCUGACCGAGCCUCUCUCAAACAAAAGUACAAAAUGACCGGUGACUGUUGCAUUUUCAACUUUCUCCGGCCUAGUGAGGAUGGAAAACAUUUGAUGCGUUUUCAGAGUGAAAAGCGCCGUUUUCAAGUUUAUCUGGCGUAGUGUAGACGGGGCCUGAAGCUCAAGGUGUUUCAGUGUGACAGAAGGAAAUAGCACAAACACGUGCUUUCUUUUUCCUUCUCAUGUUGUUGACACACCGCCAACCUCAAGUAACGCCAAACAACUAAUGACCUCUCAUAACAAUCGGCAUUGUUGCUUACACUAUUUUAGCAUUACUCUUUCGUGGGACAACCUUUGUCGAAAUCGCUGUGUAGAGAAUUGUGGCAAACUCCCGCGAUCUGAGUCACAAAGCUGUAAAUAUCUCGAUUUCUGCUAAGAGCAAAUGACUGCUGCGCGAGCUAGACUGAGAAGGUUACAGGUGUUAGAAGCACUUGGAUUUAAGAAAACUUCUUUUGCCUCCACAGGAAGGGCAGAUCUUCAGGAAAGAAGGAACAGUGCCCCUUUAACGGUUGGAUUCCUCGAGAAAAAAUGGCUCCAAUCUGCAAGCCAAGGAAGUCUUCCUGGAAUCUUGGCGUUACUAGAACAAGAUCCUAACCUUGUAACUACUCAGACCGCACUGCACUGGGCUGCGAAAAAAGGAAGAAAAGAUAUAGUUGAAAUACUGACAAAUACAGGAAUGGACGUAAAUAUUAAAUCAAAGGGGGGAUACACCGCACUUCAUCUCGCCGUGAUUCAAGGCCACGAGAGUAUAAUGGCUUCCCUGUUAGAUUGCGGAGCUGAUAUUGACGCCCGCGACAACAGCGGCCGGAAGCCAAAACACUACAUAAAGGAUGCCACUUCACCGUGGAUACAAAGUAAACUUGGGAAAAGACUGGCGCCAUCGGUAUUCGUAUCGUCAGGAGAGAACCGCAACAAAGGACUGCAAAACAUCGGCUCCAUAUUCCUCCAGAUGAAAGCACUGAGCAAUUCGCUUGGGACAGGAAUGGAUAAACUAGACGGUGACAAAGACGUGUUACCUUCUCCAAGACAGAAACCCGCAAGAUCGGGAUCGUUUGUAAAGAUUUACAGAAACGUUACGGCUAAAUUUAAGGACAAGAAACCGGUCUCAACAUGCUCAAAGCUGGAGAUUCCAGAAAGUACAGCCAGUUAUUACAGAACUGGUCGUGCAAGAUCUGCUCCCGAUAUCAACCACAUUAUAGGCUGGAGCCCACGCUUUGUUCACGUGAUGCCAUGACUUGUUCAUGACUUGUUCACGUGAUAACGACCCGUUCUAUGCCUAACCCGGCAACCCUGGUUUGCUCAAGUCUGUAAGAUGACUUGUUCAGUGACACUGUAGUCUGUAACACGACUUGUUCACGUGAUAAUGCACCAGAAACGAGGCAAGACUUGAUUUCACACUGUUAAAUAUCACAAUCCACAGUUGUCAUUUUAUUACAAAGAUUAUGACUACAAAAACAACAGAUCUGUACAAAAGGUGCAAUAAAUAUUACCAACUAUGUUCCUAUCAUUUUUUUCCUGAACACCUAGAUCAAGACUUAUCUGACAACCAUUAGAAGCACGCUUGAGAAAAAAA
Messenger RNA from Orbicella faveolata, 2587 nucleotides. RefSeq names its product ankyrin repeat domain-containing protein SOWAHC-like. Gene Ontology annotation, molecular function: protein binding. NCBI's taxonomy places the organism in Eukaryota, Metazoa, Cnidaria, Anthozoa, Scleractinia, Merulinidae. The record is from RefSeq and is a predicted model, not a curated record.